AUGUCUCAAUCAAUUGAUUUUCGUAUAAAUGAUUUUGUAACUGAAUAUCUUGAUUAUAAAGGUUUUAAUGAUACAGUUGGAAUAUUUUUAAAAGAACGAAAAACUCGUCAAGAACCCAUACAACAACUAACAAAUGGCAAUCAUUUACAAGAUACUGAUCACGAAAAAUGUCAAAUUAUUAAAAAUGAAAUGUUAAAAUAUUUUGAUGAUGGAAAUCGAGAAGAAUUUUUUCGUCUUUGGUUAAAACAUAUACCAGCAAAUAUAAUCGAUAGUGAUCCAUCAUUAAAAUCACUUGAAUUUUUACUUUAUGCUCAUUUUUCUAUUUAUUAUUUACGUCCAAAUAAUCGAAAUAAAAAUGAACAAGCAGCAAAAGAAAAUAUGCAAGAAUUUAAAACAUAUAUGGAAUCAAUUAAAGGACAAGCUAUAUCACAAACAAGUGAAAUAUUACCUUUAUUUGCAUUACCAUUUGUUACAUCACCAGAUAAACAUGCAUCUUUUCAAGAAUUAUUUUCAAAUGAAUGGCCAGUACAAAUACGUAAAAAAGUUUCAAAUUUUUUUGAUUGGAUUUUUUCUAAUCGACCAUUACCACGUCUUGUUGAAUUAUUACAAAAUGGUGAACGUGCAUCUCAUAUCUUAACACAAAUAAAUAAUGAAAAUGAAGAACUUAAACAUCGAAAUAGAGAAACAAAUAAACAAAUAAAACAUUUAAGUACUGAUUAUUGUAAUUUAAUUAGUAUCACAAUGGAAUUAGUUGAAACAUUACAACAAGCUAUUGUAGGAAAAACGAUUACUAAUGAAUAUAUUGAUAAUGUAUGUUCACGACUUGGUAUUGCUAGAUUACGUGAAUCCAUGGCUAAUGCAAUGGAAUCCGCUCGUCUUGGAAUUGAUGAUCCAUUUACGGAAAAAUUUGAUUAUGAUAAAAUAAAGCGCGAUGUUGUUCAUGUAUCCACUAGUCCACGUCAAAAAUCACUGUUACUUCAAGCUUUACGUUGGAAACUGACCAAAGCUACAACAGAUUUCAAUCGUGAAAAAAUGCUUGAUUGUUAUAUUAGUUGUGAUUUACUUGGUUGUCGUACUGAUAUGGAACAACGAACAAAAAUUAUAAAAGACUUAUCAUCAAUAACAUCGACUGUAGAUACACGUUUUGUGAAAGAAGAAUGGGCACGUUUAAUUAAUACAAUUGCUUCAUUAAGAAAAGGUCGAAAUUAUUUGGCACCAAAUGAACAAUUGAUUAUUAGUAUGCAAAAAGCAGCUAUUGCAGAACAAUCAGAUACACUUACGAAACAGCAUCUUUUAGCAGCAUUACAAAAGCUAAGUCUCAGACGAACUGUUCAAACUAUAAUGAUCAAUGAAAAUAUGAUUAAAUGGCUUGUACCAUUAUUAAGUGUAUCAAAUGGUUUAUCGGAUUAUACUUUAGAAUAUGGCGUAGCUUUAUUAAUGAAUUUAUGUUUACGUACCGAAGGUCGUAAAAAAUGUGCUGAAAUAGCUGAACAAGCUAUAACUGUUCUUGCAUCUCUAUUAGCUCAUCCAAAUCACGAAAUUAGACCAUAUGUUAAUUCAUCAUUAUAUUCAAUUUUAACAUUGAAAUCUGUACGUGACAAAGCUAUUCAACUAAAUCUUGAAAAUCGUCUUCGAACAUUAAUUCGAACUGAAACAACAAACUCAGAAACAAAAGGUCAAUUAGAAUUUUUACUUAAUCUUCUAUGUAAAAAUGGUGAUCAAAUUAUUGACCAAUCAUCUGAUAAUGAACAAGAUAAUGAUGAUGAAGAUCAAGAUGUAAUGGAAGCUGAUUUAGAUCUUGCUGAUAGAUUACAUGCAAUCGACCAAGAAUUAAGUGGAGAUGAUUUAAUGCUUAAAAAAUAUUCAUUACAAAAACCAAAUACAAAUAGUCAAAAAUCUUAUAAUAAUACAUUAUAUGCAUCAUCAAUCAAUGUUUUUAAAAGUAGAACAUCAAUUGAUCCUGUUCUUCAUCGACCAACAACACCUGGUCAAUUACGUCAAUCUAUUGUUGCACAUACAGUUGAUUCACUUGCUAAUAGUCUUGCUGUUGGUGAUAUAUUUCAUAGUCAAAAUAAUGGAUUUGAACAAUUCCAUGAUAAUAAUACUAUAUUUGCAGCAUCAACAUCAAUAUCAAUAAAAAAACCUUUGUCAGCAAGUAUUAUGUCAACAUCAACAAUUAAAAAUAAUAAUAAAAAAAUUUCUAAAACAUCAUCAUCAAUAACACGACCAAAAUCAGCAAGUCGUGUUUCAUCAAUGGAUCAACAAAAACAAAUAACACCUGUUCUUGCAUUUGGUACAAAUGAUGAACUUGAUCGUUCCAUACCAACAAUAACACCACCAAAAGUGACACCACCAAUGAAAUUUUCUUUUAGUGAACCACCAAGAUCAAAUUCAAGUGCAUCUAUACGUUCAUCAUCAUCUUCAAUACUUGAAUUAAGUAAUGGAAAUCUUAAUAAUCAAAAAACAAAAAAACUUUAG
Molecule: messenger RNA, 2478 nt
Organism: Rotaria sp. Silwood1
Lineage: Eukaryota; Metazoa; Rotifera; Eurotatoria; Philodinida; Philodinidae
Source: the annotation of a GenBank genome assembly